Molecule: messenger RNA, 1247 nt
Organism: Arvicola amphibius (Eurasian water vole)
Lineage: Eukaryota; Metazoa; Chordata; Mammalia; Rodentia; Cricetidae
Gene: C14H4orf17
Product: chromosome 14 C4orf17 homolog
Exons: 8
Coding region: 1-1182 (393 amino acids)
Source: RefSeq, a predicted model, not a curated record
AUGAGUGAAGUCAAUCAAGUUAGAUCGCAAGAAUUCUGCGGCACCUGUGGAGAGGGAAACCAACAAGCCAUGAACCCGGUCCUCAAAUCCACAGCAUCUUCUCAGCACUCGGAGGGCAAGGGCAGCCACGCAAUGGCGAGAAAUGAAAGCUGCUUCCUAGUCAGGCACACGCCUCAUCCCAGACGAGUUUGCCACAUCAAAGGUCUGAACAACAUCCCAAUCUGCACUGUGAAUGAUGAUGAGAUCCCACUUAGAAUGCUGUGGAGCCCUGGCCAGGUUAGCCACUUAGAGAGGAACGAGAUGCCUUUAGCCAAAUCUGGUAACCCUCCCAGCACCGCAAUCCUGCAGAGUCCCGCAGGAGGGCUGACACCAGUCCGAAACAAAGGUCUUGCAAGACCUCAGUCUGAGCCAUGUAAAAUUAUGAAUGAAUGCUUCAAAACCUCCAUCGACAAUCCCUUAGUGAUUAAGAAGGAUGAAUUUAAAGCCAAAAAGCCACUACUGGCUCCACGGACGUGCUCUGCUGCUGGCUCACUGCCCUCACCAGUGAUGAACACCAAGAUGGCUGGGAAUGAAAACACUGUGUGCAUACCAAACUAUCUGGACCAGGAGAUAAAAAUCCUGUCAAAGCUCUGUGACAUUUUACACACUGACUCUCUGGGAGAGGUUCUGCAGUGGUUGCUUCAUGCAAGUUCCAAAGAAAAGGAGUGGUUAUCAGCUUUGGUUCAUUCUGAACUAACUGAGAUUAACCUGGUGACUCGGCAUGGAAGAAAUACCCCAGCAGAACCAAUGGCAGAGCCCAGGAAGCAAUCCAUGACUGUAACACCCGCCACAGCCAAAUCGAUGCAAAAUACACCUGCACAAUCGAAAGUGCGGACCAGACUCAGAGACGGACACCAGCCAUCCAGAACGUCAAGUCAAGGAUCUGAAGGCAAUAGGGCAGUCUCACAAGGGGCUGAGAGCCAGUUGUUUCUAAGAAGAAACAAGACAAAAAUACCUGUUACAGAUUAUUUCAGCAACCCAAAGACUCCUCUCAGGCCCACUACUCAGGACAGUGGGUCAGCAAAACCAGUGUCAGCGAGGAGUGUGCGAGGACACAGCACUCAAAUAGCAAUCUACCCCUUAACCACACCAAAAGUAGAUGAGCACUGGCCAGUUCCUUCACAAAGGCGAGCUUCACACUGACAGAACAUCCAGAAUAGUUUUAAAAAUAACUAAACGGUCCUCCAUAUGGUGACAAUGUAAGUCUC